This is a messenger RNA of Solea solea (common sole), 3373 nucleotides long. Its product is annotated as nuclear receptor coactivator 7. NCBI's taxonomy places the organism in Eukaryota, Metazoa, Chordata, Actinopteri, Pleuronectiformes, Soleidae. The record is from RefSeq and is a predicted model, not a curated record. Gene Ontology annotation, biological process: response to oxidative stress; regulation of transcription by RNA polymerase II. The coding region runs from base 283 to 2565 and encodes 760 amino acids. The transcript is spliced from 16 exons. Gene Ontology annotation, cellular component: nucleus.
ACGUUCCCAUUCCGUCCCGCCCGGACAGGAACUAUCUUUCCAGUUGACGCGUCGGCGCCGACGGUUGUUGUCUGCAGUGAUAUCAUAACACUGCAACAUGAAGAUGCGUCCAUGUGAGCGCCACCCAUCUCCAUCUCCAUCCCUGGACAGGACACAGGUGCGAUAAACUGGGACAAGGGAAAAAGGCAUGGGGAAUAAAAGGAGGAGGAAGGAUGCCAGCUGAGCGCCUCGCCCCUCCGUGUCUGCCACCACUGCCAGCUUCGCACUAAAGACGACAGGAAAAUGGCUCAGUCUGUGAGGAGGCCGGAGGCUUUAGGAGCCAUGGACCACGAGAACAAGAGGGACAAAGUCAGGAUUGGCUACUUUGGCAACGUCAAGAGCAGGCUGGGUUCGAAGCUUCCUCCAGGCGUCUCUCAGCCUCCGCAGUUCGCUAAGCGGCCCUGGGAGACUCAGCCUCAGGCCCGAGUCGUGCAGGAGGCGACAGCCGGCGGUCAGAAUCAGCACCGGCCUCUGGACCACAUCCCCCACAUCAGGAACCCCAAGCUGCGGCAGUACUACCUGCAAGGGACCUCAUGGGAUCUGAACAAUGCCGCAGUGAAGCAAGAACCUAUGUCAGAUGACAGCGUGAGCAACAGGGGUCUCCAUGGGGACACGGUGUUCAGCGUCUCAUCUCAGUUCCACAUCGCUGACCCGUCGUCUGCUGGAGGCGGCAAAAUGGGUCAUAACUCUGCAAAUAUAUCCUCCGCCGCCCUCGUUUCCAGAGAGCAGCUGCUCGUGCCGAAGAGGAGAAGCACCCCGAGCGGACUGGGAUCAGCGCAGAACCCAGACUCUGGUCCCAGAGAGACGUCGGAGGCGGAGACGGACCGAGACUGCGUGGACACCGUCCCUGCUCCGCCGCUGUCCCCCUCACCUGAGGCAGAAUAUGACAAACUGCUGGACGUGGAGGCGUUUCCUUUGCCUGAUGGACAGCUCUGCUUGUUGGCUCUCCCGCCCGAGUGCUGUCAGGGGGAGGGACCGGAGGCCAUGCCGUACCUCAAACUCUUCUGCCGCUACAUAACCGACCGUAAGGGCGUCGUGUCCGGGAUCCUGUUGGUCACGUCGAAAAAGAUCUUCUUCGACCCGUGUAAGACGCUGGCGGUGGUGAAGGAACACGGCUGCGAGGAGUAUCUCCUGUCGUGCUCUGUCGACAGCCUGGCGUCCGUCGCCUUCUUCUCUGAUAUCUCCCACGUUCACUUCAGCACCUCCCAGCAGAGGAGAAAAGGAAAGACAUUUUUGCAGAAAUUAAAAGCCACCAAAAGCCGAGCCGGCGGUCUCCCGAACCCCAAGGGGGAGUCGCUUCCCGCUCUGGUGUCUGCGGCCUCCUCGGAGUUGUCCAGCCUGGCUCUGGGUCCGACCAGAGAGGCGGCAGGUGGUGAUGCGGAGGCGGAGAGCAGAGACAUGGCGGAGGCAGAGCGCAUGCUCGACAGCAGCCUGCUGGAGCUGCUGUCCGAUUCGUCCGUCGGCGGCGUGGGAGUGGCCGUCCUGAGCAGCGCCGCCUCCUUCUGCUGCGUAGGUCAAGAGGUGACGAGUGCAGUAAAGCCCGGUGACGACAAGGGGCCGCUUCACGUGAAGAGUCAGACCACAGAGCCUCAGACAUCAGCAGCAGCAGGAAGUGCCGGGAAGCUGAUGUUUGUUCGUCUACGGGUUCAGUCGUCUGCAGGGAAGAGGCAGGUUGGACAAGGACCUCACCUGGGAUCCACCAGAACCUCGUCUCAACGGGACGCCUGGCUCGCCCUCUCACGAGAAAGUGCUGAUGAGCUGCAUGCCUACCUGACACACUGUCGGCCAGACCUGUGUGUUCUUGAGGGAGAAAAGGAGGAGGAGCAGGGGGAGGCAGACCGUGAAGAAGAGGAGUUUGUGCUGAUCGAGGACAAAGAGGAAAGGGAGGAUGACGUGGAUGAGGAGGAGGAAGUGUUCCAGAGGCACCGCGGCUCUGGGGAGGACUGGGAGAUGGUUUUGAUGGAAGAGAACAUGGACAAGGCGACCCUGGUCAUUGACAGGGACCCUGAAGGACUCAGUGGUAUAGUAGAGAGCAGCCACAUACUGGAAGCCUCACAUGUGAGAGAGUUAUGUAAGGAACUUCCCGCUCGGACAGUCAGCCGCACCUGGCAGCUGGCUUUCAGCGUGUCCCGUCACGGCGCCAGCCUUAAGUCUCUCUACAGAAAACUCAGCAGGACAGACUCCCCCGUGCUUAUCGUCAUAAAGGACGCUCUCGACGAGAUAUUCGGGGCGUUCCUCUCUCAUCCUCUGAGGCCCAGUGAGACAUUUUAUGGCACAGGAGAGACAUUUCUCUUCAUGUUGCACCCUCGCUUCAAGUGCUUCAGAUGGACAGGAGAAAACUCUUUCUUCAUUAAAGGAGACAUGGACUCCUUUGCCAUUGGUGGAGGCAGCGGUCACUUUGGGCUGUGGGUGGAUGAGAAUCUGUACCUGGGCCGCAGCAGCCCCUGCUACACGUUUAAUAACUGUUGCCUCUCCGAAACGGACGACUUCCGCAUCAUGGAACUGGAGGUGUGGACAUUUAACUGAGCGAGCUGGGUAGAACGUUUCGCUUCCGCUUGAGAGUCACCAUGUCGCCGCCAAUCAGCUUUACCAAGACGACGUUUAUCACCGGGCAAGGAGACAAUCCGCUGCUGCGCGCAUUUCACGGUAGCAUCCAUUUAUUUAAAAGAAAAAGCAAUUACAUCUGGAAACUGGAUGUGUCCGUGGGAUGGAGUGCUGUGGAUUCUCAUGAACUGACCUGAGGACAGUGUUUCAUGCCGACUCAUUCCUGUGGUUUCAGUAACCACACUGAAGUGUGUGUGUGUAGAGCUUAACUGCGAGGAUUCUCUGAAACCGUGUGUGGUUGAAUAGUGAACACAUCUCAGAAUAUGCACUUUGCUCUUAAUGUGAAUAGGUAACUUUGAGAUGCUGUUGUUUCCGACGUGAACAUGACGGGCACGUCCGACUUCCGACUUCUCCAUAGGUUCUUGCAUGCAAACACACAUUUAUCGCCAUGUGACUAGAUUGAAAUGCCGCACGUGUGUACAGACGGCAGACUCACCGAUUAGUUUCUAUGGGUGUUUGUCAUGACGCUGAACAUAAUCAUGAGAACAGGAAGCUUCACGAAAAGCUUUUGAGUUUGAGGGGGGGGGGAAAAAUAACACAUUUGUACUUGCAAUCAGUCUUGAAAAUCUCAUUAACGCCUAUAUACUUGACUCAUACGCCACUGCUGUCAAAACACCUGCAGUCAGUGCUGUCAUUUAACUGUAUCUGUGACAUGCUCUAAUAAUUGGACAGUAUCACACUGUAGAUUACUAAAUAAAUAUCAGCACAAUGUGAAAAGGUCGGGACAGAA